AUGCGCAUUCUCGUUACAGGAGCGGCAGGUUUUGUCGGGCAGAUUGUCUCCAAGGAACUCCUCGGCGACGAAGCACAUCAGCUCAUUCUCACGGAUGUCGUUGAGCCAGCCGUUCCGCACGGGUCAAAAUAUCCUAAGCAUGCCAGAUGCAUCAAAGCAGAUCUCCUGGAGUCUGCCGCCACCUUAAUCCCGUCGGGGCUUGACUGUGCGAUCCUUCUCCACGGCGUGAUGUCCUCGGCGGCCGAAGCUGACCUGGAGCUUGGAUAUCGUGUCAACGUCGACGCUACGCGGUCUUUGCUGUUUAACCUAGCAAAGAAGUGUCCCGGGGUUCGAGUUAUCUAUGCCUCUAGCGAAGCUGUGUAUGGAAGUCCCGUACCCAAGAACAAUGUCACCGAGGCAGAUUUCCCAACUCCAGAGAUGUCGUACGGCUGUCAGAAGGUCAUAUGCGAAACGCUCAUCAACGACCUCACACGCCGGGGCAUGAUCAACGGCUUCUCGCUUCGCUUCCCCACGAUAUCUGUCCGCCCCGGGAAACCAAGUCCCGCCAUCUCAGCGUUUUUAUCCGGCAUCAUACGCGAACCCUUGAACGGUCAGACGUGUGUGAUACCGUUAAAGGAUCGUGCCUGGCGCCAUUGGAUGUGCUCUCCCAAGACACUGGUGCACAAUAUACUCGUCACGGUGCAAUUGCCAUGUGACGCACUCGAGCCGCAUCGGAGAGCGGUCAACGUCCCGGGCUUCGCGGUGACAGUACAAGACAUGUUGGAUGCUCUUGCGGAAGUCGGAGGAAAAGACAAGUUGGCUUUUGUUCAGGAAGAGGAACGGCCGGAAUUACAGUCGGUGUUGUACUCUUGGGCAGAUGACUUUGAUAACAGCCUCGGACUGUCAUUGGGUAUGAAGCAGGAUACCUCCUUUGUCCAGUCGGUUCGUGACUAUGUCGAAAGCAUGAAAGAAGCCCCUAGGCUGUAG
Exophiala spinifera is the source of this 966-nucleotide messenger RNA. RefSeq lists its product as uncharacterized. The record is from RefSeq and is a predicted model, not a curated record. The transcript has a single exon. The coding region runs from base 1 to 966 and encodes 321 amino acids. Lineage: Eukaryota; Fungi; Ascomycota; Eurotiomycetes; Chaetothyriales; Herpotrichiellaceae.